AUGGCGGCCCGCGAGAGGAGACCGCCAGGCCAGCAGCAAGCGCAGCAGCAGUCUUCACCCGUGGAAAUUGACAAGGAGAAGCUCAAGAAGGCAUUUGACAUCUCCCACUUCGACAUAAACGCCAUCCUGCGAGGCGUCCAGCUCACCCUAGUUGGAGCUCACCGGGCACUCCAGAAUCCUGCCCUGUUCAGCUCCGAGCACUAUCGCCAGGCCGCAAUCGCUGUGGCCGCCGGUAUAGCCAUCCGUCUUGCCAUCUAUAUCCCAAUCCUCGGCGUCCGAGUCUUCCUAUGGUUCCUGUCUCUCAUCUUCCGCCUUGAUUCUGUCACCUGGGACGAUAAGAUCCUUGAAGGGCUCGACUUCGUCGCGAACUAUGUCUUGCAGGUGCCACUCUUCCUCAUGACUCUGAUGCGUUAUGCCACGCCCACCCUAGACAACCUCUUCAUGGAGUCGCUGAGGUGGGUGGACAUAACGUACGUCCAGAAGCAUAAACAUGACGAUCCCAAGGAACUCCGGGAUAUGUACUAUCCCAACCUGAGGCAGUACUCCACCCGAGACGGGAGCACUCACACGACCAGCACAGCCGAGGCCAUCUCAAUGUUUCUGUACAGGUUCGCACGCAAGGCCGCCAUCUCUCUCGCCGUCUACUUGAUGUCCUACCUGCCUGUGGUCGGUCGCUUCGUCCUGCCCGCCGCCAGUUUCUACACUUUCAACCAGGCAGUUGGCCUCGGCCCGGCCUCCGUCAUCUUCGGCACAGGAAUCUUCCUCCCUCGGAGAUACCUGGUAAUCUUCCUUCAGACCUACUUCUCAUCCCGCAGCCUCAUGCGCGAGCUACUCGAGCCCUACUUCGCCCGAAUCCGCUUCAACAAGCAGGAGAAGCGCAACUGGUUCCGCAGCCGCGAGGGGCUACUGUUCGGGUUCGGCAUUGGCUUUUACACCUUGCUCCGCGUGCCGCUCCUAGGUGUACUGAUAUAUGGCGUCGCCGAGGCGUCAACUGCGUACCUGAUCACUAAGGUUACGGAUCCUCCACCGCCGUCGACCAGGGCCGAUGGUUUCGCAGCGAGCCAGCGGGAAUGGAGAAACAAGCAGAAGUUCCUCAGCCUGCCUCUGUCGAGUCUGGAUAAGAUCCAUGACGAGCCACCUUCGUACUCCGAAGUGGAUCCUCAUCCCGAAGCUCGGCCGGUUGAGCUCUAG
Diaporthe citri is the source of this 1191-nucleotide messenger RNA. RefSeq lists its product as uncharacterized. The record is from RefSeq and is a predicted model, not a curated record. Bases 1 to 1191 code for a protein of 396 amino acids. The transcript is spliced from 4 exons. Lineage: Eukaryota; Fungi; Ascomycota; Sordariomycetes; Diaporthales; Diaporthaceae.